Molecule: messenger RNA, 969 nt
Organism: Maudiozyma saulgeensis
Lineage: Eukaryota; Fungi; Ascomycota; Saccharomycetes; Saccharomycetales; Saccharomycetaceae
Source: the annotation of a GenBank genome assembly
AUGUCUGAAUAUUUAGAUUUAAUUAAAAGAGGUGGGAAUGAAGCUUUAAAAAUUAAUGGACCUGCAAAGGCAGAUUUCCAUAUUACUAGUAGAGGUUCCGAUUGGUUAUUUACAGUUUUCUGUAUCUACACUUUUGCUUGUAUUAUCGCUAUAUUACUAAUGUUUAAAAAACCAGCUAAUGAAAGAUUUGUUUAUUAUACCAUUAUUAUUCCAUACGCAUGUAUGGCUGUAAAUUAUUUUACAAUGGCUUCAAAUUUAGGUUGGGCUCCAGUUGUCGCCCUUUAUAAUCGUAAUAGAGUCUCAACUCAAGAGACUAAUUUAGGUACAAGACAAAUCUUCUACUCAAGAUUAAUCGGUUGGUUUUUAGCUAUGCCAUGGCCUGUUAUUCAACUAUCUUUAAUGGGUAAGACUCCAAUUUGGCACAUUAUUUUCAAUUGUUUCUUUACUGAAUUAUUCGUUAUCGGUUAUUUAGUCGCUUGUGUUGUCCAUUCUACUUACAAAUGGGGUUAUUACACUUUCGGUACUGCUUCAAUCAUUGUGACUUUAGUCUCUUUAAUGACUACUACUAAGAAUCUAACUAAAAGAUUAGGUGAGGACGUUACUAAGAUUUUCACUUACAUGUUUGGUUUGAAUGCUUUCAUUUGGUUAAUUUACCCAAUUUGUUUCGGUUUAUCUGAAGCUGGUAAUGUUAUUGUACCAGAUUCUGAACAUAUCUUUUACGGUAUUAUUGAUUUAAUUUAUCUAGGUGUCUUACCUGCUGUUUGGUUAGUCUUCGUUCAAUAUGUCGGUUUAGAAAAGAUGGGUUUAGAUACCUUGGGUGCAGAAGCUGAAUUGGAUCCUUUACCUUCUGUAGGUUCUGCUGCUAGCGUCACUUCAAAGAAAUCUGAAUCUGAUUCUGGUAAUGAAGAAAAGAAGAAGUCUAAAUCACCAUUAGAUAAGUUAAAGUUAACUAAGAAAGAAGAAAAUUAA